AUGUCCGCUUCGCUCACGUACGAGGCGCGCGCGGCACGACACCCGAACGCGUGUGCCAAGGGACUGCUCGAUACAAUUGUUCGGAAGCAGUCGAAUCUCUGCGUUAGUGUGGACGUGACUCGCAAAGAGGACCUGCUGGCUAUCGUGCAUGCUGUGGGCCCCUACGUAUCGCUGGUUAAGACGCACAUUGACAUUAUCGAGGACUUUGACUGGGAUCUCAUUGAGCAACUGUCCGAGCUCAGUGUGAAACACAACUUUCUCAUUUUCGAGGACCGCAAAUUCGCCGACAUCGGAAACACAGUGAGUCUGCAGUACGGGGCCGGCGUGCACAAAAUCGCACGCUGGUCGCACAUCACCAAUGCGCACCUUGUGCCCGGCCCGGGUAUCAUUGAUGGCCUUGCCUCUGUAGGUCUGCCUCUGCAGCGCGGCCUCCUCCUGCUGGCCGAGAUGAGCACGAAGGGUAGCCUCACGACCGGGGCAUAUACCACGGCCAACGUGAAGGCGGCGAUGGAAGACGCAUCAGACUUUGUGAUGGGCUUUAUUGCGAUGCACCGCGUGCACGAGGACCCGAGCCAUAUGCCAGAGGGCAUGACCGAGGCCCAGCGGCAGAAGGACCUGCUCAUUCUCACACCCGGCGUCGGACUGGACGUGAAGGGCGACGGCAAGGGCCAGCAAUACCGCACCCCGAAGGAAGUGAUUCAGGACAGCGGCUGUGAUGUCAUGAUUGUAGGCCGUGGCAUCUAUGGCGCCCUUCUCAAGCCGGACAUGGACCGCGAGCAGGCCAUGUCGGAGGUGACCGCGCAGGCGCAGCGCUACCGCGAUGCUGGCUGGAAGGCGUAUCUGGACCGCCUAGCGCCCCGGAGCACUCGGAGAUCGGUCCGCCACGAAGCAAGACAGAUGCACACCUCUGUCAAGUCGGAGGAGGCGCCGCUGGAUCGAGUGAGGCCGCCCUCGCCCAGGGCGUCGCCGAGCAAGAAAAUCAAGAUGGAUCUGAGCGAUGAGGAGGCACGCAAGAUCAAGGUGCCUAAGAACUGGGAGCGCGUAUACGAGCUGCUGGCGUACCAGCGCAAGGAGAUUAUCACCCCUGUGGAUACGAUGGGCUGUGAGGAGAAUGGCCAGGAAGAGCGGCGCGCCGACCGUGGACGGCGGCGCAAGGACGGUAUGGAAGAAAGCGAAGAUGAGAAGGCGAAACGGCUGCGAUUUACGACGCUCGUGAGUCUGAUGCUCAGCUCGCAAACGAAAGAUCCUGUGACAGCCAACGCGGUGCACCAGCUGCAGACCAAGCUGGACGACGGGCUCACGCUGGCAUCCAUGCAAAAUGCGCCCGACGAUCUAAUCAUGGAGUGCAUUGGCAAAGUAAGCUUUUACCGGAGAAAGACAGAGUACCUGCGCAAAAUGACGCACAUGCUGCAGGAGCGGUGGGAGGGCGAUGUGCCGCGCACCGUCGAUGAGCUGUGCGAGAUUCCUGGCGUCGGCCCCAAGAUGGCCUUCUUGCAGAUGCAAAGCAUGGGCCUCAAUGUGGGCAUCGGCGUGGAUACGCAUGUCCACCGCAUUUCGAACCGCCUGCGCUGGUGCAAGACGACGACACCCGAGCAGACGCGCCUGGCGCUGCAGAGCUGGCUUCCCAAGCAGUACCAUACGGAAAUCAAUAAGCUCAUGGUUGGGUUUGGCCAGGUGAUCUGCCUGCCGGUGAGCCCGCGCUGCGAGUACGUGUCCUCUACUCAUGAAAGCCUCUGCGCGAUUGGCCGCGCUCGCCUCUGUCCGUCCUACAAAAAGGUCGACCAGAAGACGUUGAGCAAGCGUGUGCCAGUGUACUAUGUCGACGGCACCGUGGACCGCGGGGAGGGCCGCGUGCCUGUGGCCAAGGACGAGCCAGCCGUAGCGUCCUCGCUCGAGUGGUAG
Molecule: messenger RNA, 1902 nt
Organism: Malassezia sympodialis ATCC 42132
Lineage: Eukaryota; Fungi; Basidiomycota; Malasseziomycetes; Malasseziales; Malasseziaceae
Biological process (GO): 'de novo' UMP biosynthetic process; 'de novo' pyrimidine nucleobase biosynthetic process; base-excision repair, AP site formation
Cellular component (GO): nucleus
Molecular function (GO): DNA binding; orotate phosphoribosyltransferase activity; DNA-(apurinic or apyrimidinic site) endonuclease activity
Source: RefSeq, a predicted model, not a curated record